AUGUUUUUGACCAGAAAGAAACAUGCACUGCCAAAACUAAAGGAAUGGAAGGGAAAGGUGGAGAAGAUGAGUGGCGGGCAUCAAGUUCAAGCCUUUGUCUUCGACAAUGGUGGCGAGUUCAAAUCAGAUAAGACAACUGAAUGGGGCACCAAGGAAGAGGUCAAAAUCAAGUACACAACACCUUAUGCCCAUGAACAGAACGGCAGAGCCGAGAAAGCUGGCAAAGAUAUUGCAGCUGGAGCCCGCACAACACUAAUUCAGCUACAACUACCUCAAGAACUAUGGCCUCUCUUCAUGGAGACUAGUGUAUAUAUUCACAAUCUCCUACCAGCACGGCGGUACAACUGGCAAAGCCCAAUCCAACGGAUGUUCAAGAUCAUCAACUUGCCGUAUGAACCAAGUCUGCGGCAUAUCCACACAUGGGGUUGUAAAGCAUAUGUCACAAUACCCAAGGAAACUCAAGUCAAGAGCCAGAAAAUGGCCAACAAAGCAAAAAUUGGCAACCUUGUUGGCAUGGAAGGUCUGCAUGGCCACGUAUACAAAAUAUGGCUUCCAGACGAACAACGAGUCGUCCGAGCCCGUGACGUGCGCUUCCAUGAGGGACCCAACAAUAAAACCCGUACUGAUCCGACGAUUGAAUACGAAGCUAAACUCGUCGAGCCAGACCCUGAAGGUUCUGGAAAGAUCACCUACACAGAAGUGCGGGAUGAGCUAGGCACAGACCUAGGCGGAAAACAAACAGAGGAACAUCGUGCGGAUCCGUCUGGCACAAUAACACCAGAAACACAUUCAACGGACC
Molecule: messenger RNA, 799 nt
Organism: Daldinia childiae
Lineage: Eukaryota; Fungi; Ascomycota; Sordariomycetes; Xylariales; Hypoxylaceae
Product: Retrovirus-related Pol polyprotein from transposon TNT 1-94
Exons: 1
Biological process (GO): DNA integration
Molecular function (GO): nucleic acid binding
Source: RefSeq, a predicted model, not a curated record